AUGACUGAACCAAACCCCGACGCCUCCAUGGCCUCUUGGACCAACACAAUAUACUGCCUCAACCGUGGCAGCAUUGACGACGAGCUCGAGCGCCUCGCCUACAACCACUUCAACAUCUGGAUGCCUCUCACCGUCGACCUGCUCCCUCCCCACAUUCUGUCGUCCCUUCAGUCCCAAGACCGCCCCCGGAUCGCCGACAUUGCCACGGGAAGCGGCGUCUGGCUGACCUCCCUCGCCGACGACCUCCCACCGCACUCGGAGCUCGUCGGCUUCGACAUCGACAAGCUAAAGUUCCCACCGCGCCCACCGACGCCGCCGAUCCCCCCGCCGCCCGUGUCCCCGCCUCUCCGACCGGAACAACCGAGCCUGGACUUCCGGGAGCAGAACGUGCUGGAGCCAUUCCCGGGAGAGCUGCGAGGCACCUUUGAUCUCGUGCAUGUGAGGCUGUUGGCACUGGGGCUGAAGGCUGAGGAUUGGGACGGUGUGCUGAGGAACCUGUUUGAUCUGUUAAAACCCGGCGGGUGGUUGCUGUGGGAGGACACGGGUGACCUGUUCAUGAGGGCGUUUCCGCUGAGCAGGGCGUGCGAAGAGUUCUGGUGGGCUAACAUGAAACACGAUGUGAGGGUGGGGAGAGACAAUCAAAUGCCCGCUGCCCUGUUGAAGAAGCUUCCGAAACUCGGCUUCCAGAGCUGCGAGCAAAAGGUCUGGAGCUCGUGGGCGGCGGACGAUUCAAUCCAGCAAAAGGCCACUACGGCAGUUCUCCAACUCGUCAAGCCAGGGUUGACAGCCGUGGUUGAGGAUGGCGGUGAAGAGACGAUCCGCACGAUGGAAGAUGUCAGCCGUAUCGAAAGGGAGAUUAUGCGGGAUAUCGAGCAAAAUGGUGUUCGCAUGGGGUUUCAUUACUUUUGGAAUUGGGGGCAGCGGCCGUCGUGA
Colletotrichum spaethianum is the source of this 933-nucleotide messenger RNA. Its product is annotated as N-methyltransferase gliN. NCBI's taxonomy places the organism in Eukaryota, Fungi, Ascomycota, Sordariomycetes, Glomerellales, Glomerellaceae. The transcript is spliced from 2 exons. The record is from RefSeq and is a predicted model, not a curated record. Bases 1 to 933 code for a protein of 310 amino acids.